Messenger RNA from Phascolarctos cinereus (koala), 1252 nucleotides. The record is from RefSeq and is a predicted model, not a curated record. NCBI's taxonomy places the organism in Eukaryota, Metazoa, Chordata, Mammalia, Diprotodontia, Phascolarctidae.
UGAACAGCAGGGGUCCAGGAUGAGUUACCUGGAUGGAGUCCCUUUCAGGGUUUCCAAGAGUUUUAUGGUAGAAUGGGAACCAACCACAGCCUCCAACUUCUGUGUACCUGACUGCAGAGAGCUCCUGCUAGGCUCCAUGCAUGAUUUUUCCCUGGAGAGAAAGGUGCUUUACUGGUUGGAGGCUGCAACAAGACAAGAGAUGAGUUGGGGAAAUGAGGCCCCUGGGAUGGCCACUGCACCUCCGUGUUGGCUCCUUUUGGUUGACUCAUUGGAUACAUCCAGUGCAGCUGAAGCUGAGCAACAAGAGGACGGAGAGAAAAACUCUACUCAACUUGGGAGCUGGAAAUGUGGGGAAGAUGGAUUCACUGAGGAGGAGGAAGAAGAAGAGGAGGAGGAAGAGCAAGAGGAGGAGGAGGAGGAUAGUAGCCCCAAGGAGAUGCCAUCUCCCAGCUCUUUCCGGGGCCCCAGGCCAUUCCUUGAAAAAGGUUAUACUAGCUCCCCAGGGUCACCAAGUCUAGGCCAUCGGAGGAGGUCUCUAGACAUCUUCCACAAUGUGAAGAACGAGCUGGAGGGUGUCCGAAGAAGGUUAUCAUUGCUGCUGCCUCCAUUGAGUCGGGCCGCUUCACCCGAGCGCAGACUGGCUGCCAAGUCCUUGGCUCUCUACCACCGAUUCAGGAACAACAGGACCAUGACCUCUACCGCACCUGUCCUUGACGUGCCUCCCCCGGCACCCCCAACAACGCCUCCAAGACCAUCCACAGCCGGCUGUAUCCCUCCCAUCUGGAGUCACAAGCCCACGGUCCCAUCUCUCAGCCCAUACUCCUGCCUCCCACCUUGUCCUGGCACUCCAAGUCCUCUCAGUUCUGAUAACAGCCACCCAGAUUCCACUGCUGAUCUGCUGUCUGCCCUGAGUCAGGAGGAGCGAGACCUCAUUGAACCUGUACUGGCUCUAGGGUACCCCCUGCGCAGGGCCGUUCUGGCUCUGCAGAGGACAGGGAGGCAGAGCCUGAGCCAGUUUCUCAGCUACCUCAGUACAUGUGAUCGACUGGUCAAGCAGGGCUAUUCCGAGAGCCUGGUGGAGGAGUCCAUGGAGAUGUUUCAGUACUCGGAGAGCAAGGCAUCGGAAUUUCUGCAUCUCUGGGAGCAGUUCAGUGACAUGGGCUUCCAACAAGACAGGAUCAAGGAGGUCCUCCUGCUUCAUGAGAAUCACCGGGAGCAUGCUCUGGAGGAGCUCAUGACUCGAGCCCAGUGA